Echinostoma caproni is the source of this 501-nucleotide messenger RNA. The record is from the annotation of a GenBank genome assembly. Lineage: Eukaryota; Metazoa; Platyhelminthes; Trematoda; Plagiorchiida; Echinostomatidae.
AUGCUCCCGUACGAUCAAGUGUCUCAGAUAGCUUCUGCUGAGGAAGCUCUAUUAAUUGCCUUCUCGUGGCAGAGUUAUUACCGCGGUGCUCAUGGCAUCAUAAUUGUCUAUGAUGUGAACGAUGUGCGCACAUUUUGCAACGUGGAACGAUGGACCGAUGAGGCAAACAUGUAUGCAGACGAGUCCAUUGCUCGGAUACUCGUGGGUAACAAAAAUGAAAAUCCGGAAUUGAAAACCGUGGCCACCCAUGACGCGCAACGACUGGCCGCUAAGCACUCUUGCAUGUUCAUCGAGACCUCGGCCAAGAGCGAUGAAAACGUGGAUCAGAUGUUUGACAUGAUCACCCGGGAAGCUCUUCGACUGAAACUACUCCAGGCCGAAAAACAGCGCAAUGUCCAAUCCAGUGCGAUCAAACUCAAUCCUGUACCCGGAGUUAAAACCAAAACUAAAUCCAAGUGUUGCGCGGGUGGUGGUUCUGUAUCCUCAAAUGGUCGCAAGUAA